CAUUUAUAUCUCUUAUUUUAUCAAUCACGAAAUUAAUAAUAACAUACGUAUUUUAGAAUAAUAUAAAGAAUAUUUUCCGAAUUAAAAAAACUUAUUUUGUUAUUUUAUUAUGUGCUAUAUUAAAUACUCUUCAAUAAUUUUAUAAGAAAGAAUUUUAAUAAUUUUUUUGCAUUUUUCGAUUUAUAAAGUAUAUUAUUGAAUUUUAGUGUUGGCAAUAUUGUAUCUUUUAUGAAAGUUGUGGCGCUUAAACUUACAGUGUUUUAUUAAGUUAAAAUUACAAUGCAAGUAAAUUUGAAUCAUAUUAUAGUUUUUAACUUUAAAUCAUUUAAGGGAGAAGUAAUUAUUGGGCCCAUUAAACCUUUCACAGCAAUUAUAGGUGCAAAUGGAUCUGGCAAAUCAAAUAUCAUGGAUGCAAUUAGUUUUGUAAUGGGAGAAUCAGCUAAAAACUUGCGUGUUAAAAAAUUUAAUGAACUUAUUUAUGGUGCAUAUGGAGAAAUACCUAUGGCACACAGAGCAUAUGUAACAGCUGUUUUUACUCUUGAAGAUAAUAGUAUUAAAAGCUUUACAAGAAGUAUAUAUCAUAGUUCUUGUGAAUACAAAAUUAAUGAUCAGGUAGUUGUAGUUCAAUUGUACUUAUCUGAAUUAAGAAAACUUAAUCUCAAUGUUAAAGCCAAAAAUUUUUUAAUAUUUCAAGGAGCUAUUGACUCCACAAUAUUAAAAACACCAAAAGAAUAUACUAAUUUAUUUGAAGAAAUUAGUAAUUCAAUUGAAUUAAAAGAAGAAUAUGAAAGGUUAAAAAAUGAAAUUUCUAAUGCAGAAAAUGAAAUUCGAUUUAUAUACAAAAGAAAAAAAAAUCUUCUUAUAAAAAAAAAGUAUGAUUUAUUACAAAAAGAAGAAACAGAAAAAUAUCAAGAAUUUUAUAAUCAAUAUUUAAAAAAUAAAACAGAAUUAUAUCUUUUUGAAUUAUUUCAUAUUCAAAAAGAUAUUCAAGAUCUAGAAAUUACAUUGAAUAUUACGAAGUCUAAAAUAAUUGAAUAUGAAAGAAACAAAAGCAUUGAAAGCGGUCUUUUAAAAGAACGAAAAGAGCGAUUAGAAAUUGCAAAUAAAGCUAUAGAAAAUAUUGAGCAAAAUCUUAUAAAUAUAAAAAAUAAUGUUAGAAAAAAAGAAACAAAUUUAAUAGAAUCAAAAGAAAAAGUUUUAUAUUGGGAACAAAAACUCAAUUCCACAAAUUUAUUGCUAUUAGAAACACAAAAAUAUAGAGAAUCUCAUAUAAAAACAAUAAAAGAAUUAAAAAAUGAAUUAACACAAAUUAAACAUGCAAAAUAUGUAUUUGAAGAAAAUAUAACAACUCAAUUAUUAACUCAAGAUAGCAUUGAACUCAAUGAUAUACAAAUAAAUGAAUAUUUUCGUUUAAAACAAAUAUCUGAGACAAAAUGUUCAAAACAUAUACAGACAUGUAAUUCUUUUAAAUGUGAGCAAAAUAUAAAUCAAAAUAAAUUAGAUAAUGAAAAUAGGAAAAAAUAUGAUUUAGAAACAAAGUUAAAUCAAAAGAUUAUUUUAAAAGAUGAAACCGAGAAACGUAUAAAAAAUAUUCAACAAUGUAUGAAAGAAACUCAGGACAUGUUAACUGAUAAAAUAAACAUAAAAAAUAAUUUAGAAAAUAUAAUUACUCAACAAAAAAAAGAUGUAGAAACUAUACAACUAGAAUUACAAUAUAUAUGUGAACAGCUUGAUUGUGCAAAAAUAGAUAAAUUCACAAUUUUGCAUUUAAAUAAAGAAGCAGAAACAAUUAAAAUUUUGCAAAAUCUUUUUUCUGGUGUGUAUGGUCGUUUAUAUAAUUUAUGUAAACCUAUUCAUUCUCGGUAUCAUAUUGCAAUGACGAAAGUUUUAGGAAAAUAUUGCAAUUCUAUUAUUGUGUCUACAAAUAAAGUAGCAAUACAAUGUAUCAAUUACUUAAAAGAACAACAAAUAGGAUUUGAAACUUUUUUGCCAGUGGAAAAUUUAAAAGUAGAACCAAUAAAAGAAAUACUACGUGGAAUUACUGAACCAAGAAAUGUAAAACUUUUAUAUGAUGUACUUAAGUUUGAACUUGUAGAAAUUAAUAAUGCUAUUUUAUUUGUAACUAAAAAUACCAUUGUUUGUGAAACAUCAGAAGAUGCGAGAAUGCUUGCAUAUGAAAUUAAUCCAUAUCAUAGAAUCAAUUGCGUUGCAUUAGAUGGAACUUAUUAUAAAAAAGAUGGUAUAAUUUCUGGAGGAGAAGUUGAAUUAUUAAAAAAAGCUCAAAUAUGGAACGAGCAAAAUUUAAUCCAAUUAAAAUCAAAAAAGGUAAUAUUAAUGGAGCAAUUAAGAGAAAAAACUAAAAUUUCUCAAAGUGAAUCUGAAAUAAAUACUUUAAAUAUACAAAUUAAGAGUUUCACAAGUAGAAUAAACUAUUCCACAUCUGACUUAAACGAUUAUAAAAAAAAAAUAAUUACGCUUCAACAUGAAAUAGAAAUUAUUCAAAAUGAAUUAGAUAUAAUAAACAAUAAUAUAGCAUCAAUUAAAGACAUUAUGAUGGAGAAAAAUCAAGAAAUUCAAAAUAUAGAAAAAUCUAUUAUGAAUAUUGAAGAUAUGAUUUUUAAAGAUUUUUGUAAUAAUAUUGGCAUAUCGAAUAUACGUCAAUAUGAACAAGGAAAUCUAAAAUUUCAUCAGGAGCAAACAAAAAGAAAAUUGGAAUUAGAAGAGCAAUAUAAUCGUAUUCAAAAUUUAUUGGAUUUUGAAAUAAAUCGAGAUACAGAAAAUGCGAUUCUUAAGAUGACAAAAAAUGUAAAAAUAAUUAAGAAUGAAUUAGAAAAAGCGCAUCAAAUUGCAGUUUUAUGUACAGAAAAUAGUAAAUAUGAAUUAAAUAAAUUAAAUAAUUUACAAAAUAUAUAUGAUGACGCCAAAAAUAACAUUAAUAAGGAAACAGAAAACAUAAAUAAGUAUAGAUGUAACAUCAGUAUUAUUUCAAAAUUAAUUAUAAAUACUCAAAAGGAAAUUACAAUAAUUAAAACAAAUAUUAAAAAGAAAAAAGCAAAAUGUUAUGCUAUUUUGAUAAAUUGCAAGGUAGAAAAUAUUAUUAUUCCAUUUUUAUCUGGAAGUAUGGCAAAUAAUUUGGAAGAUAUAGAAAUAUCUGAUUCAUUAAACAGUGAAGAAAUGCACGAUAUAGAAAUCCUUUCACGCAUAGACUUCGAUAUACUAUCUGAAGAUGUUAAAAACCGAACAGAAGAAAAUAUUAAUAACUCAAAAAAUAAAUUCGUGAAAGAAAUUGAAAAAUUACAAAAUAAAAUAGAAUCUAUAAAAAAUCCAAAUUUUAAGGCUAAUAAAGAAAUUGAACUUACAAUUGAAAAAUUAAAAGAAACAAAUUUUAAAUAUCAAGAAUUACGUAAGAAAAUUAAUUUAAUUAAAAAACAAUUUGAAUUAGUAAAACAAGAAAGAUAUAAUAGAUUUGCACACUGUUUUGAAUAUAUUACUACAAAAUUAGAUUCUAUUUAUAAGUGUUUAAUGGAAGAUGAAUCGGUUCAAGCUAUUCUUUUGCCGGAUAAUCUUGAAGAACCAUAUCUGAGUGGUAUAAAUUAUAGUUGUGUAAUGCCUGGAAAACGAUUUCAAUCAUUUUCAAAUCUUUCUGGUGGAGAAAAGACACUUGCCACAAUAGCUUUUUUAUUUGCAAUUCAUAGUUUCAGACCGGCUCCAUUUUUUAUAUUAGAUGAAAUCGAUGCAGCUUUAGAUACUAUAAAUAUAAAAAAUGUUGUACGUCUUAUACAUUCUAAAAAAAAUGAGAUGCAAUUUAUUAUAAUAUCUUUAAAAUGUGAGAUAUAUUCAUAUGCUGAUGUUCUUAUAGGAGUUUGUUCUGAUACUACUGGGGAAUACCCAGAAAGUUUAGUAUUUACACUUUCAUUGGAAAAAUAUCGUUUAACGCAUGAAGAAUAAUUUUUAUUUCGUAAUUAAAUUAAGAUUUUAUUUUAUUUUAAUUAAAAAUUGCUAAUAUAUUUAAAUUUAACAAUAAUUAAAUUUAAAUUUCAUAAAUUAUUUUAACAAUAGUUAACAAUUUAUAUUAUAUAAUAUUAUAUGUUAUAUUUUAAUUAAUUAAGAAAAAAAUUCGAUUUUGUUUUUUUGUAACAUUGAAUUAUUGAAUAUUGAAUUAUUUAAGAAUUUUUAUUUUCAUUUUAAUUCAUAAUAUAUAUAUAUAUAUAUUAUAUAUAUAUACACAUUAAUAUAUACAUUAAUAUAUAUACAUUAUGUAAUUUAAUCAGAAUAGCGAUAAUAUUAAUGUAAUAUUUCAAGAUCUGCAAUUCUUAUUUAACCCUUUUUCUUUUGUAUGAUGACUCGUAUCGAUAUCUGAGUCAUCACUAUAAAAAUAAAAGAUUACAUCAUUGUAGAAUUAUUUAGUAAUUAAUAAAUUUGAUAUAAAA
This is a messenger RNA of Apis cerana (Asiatic honeybee), 4430 nucleotides long. Its product is annotated as structural maintenance of chromosomes protein 1A-like. Gene Ontology annotation, cellular component: cohesin complex; nucleus; chromosome. Gene Ontology annotation, biological process: sister chromatid cohesion. The record is from RefSeq and is a predicted model, not a curated record. Lineage: Eukaryota; Metazoa; Arthropoda; Insecta; Hymenoptera; Apidae. Gene Ontology annotation, molecular function: ATP hydrolysis activity; ATP binding; protein binding.